CACACAUCGCACAUCCGGUUAAUGGGACACGUCACUUCUUUGCUUGAGGAAGAGGAGCUGUGCAAAAGUAUACUAAUUUAAACACUGACACCAUGUCGAAUUCGGUAAUUUCAGUCAUUUCUCGCUUUCUGGAGGAAUACAGUAACACGACGUCCACAAAGCUGAAGGUCGUGGACGCGUAUCUGCUGUACAUCAUGCUAACAGGAGCGCUGCAGUUCCUCUACUGUCUGCUGGUCGGCACGUUCCCCUUCAACAGCUUUUUGUCGGGUUUUAUCUCCUGUGUGGGCUCCUUCAUCCUCGCAGUCUGCCUCCGUAUCCAGAUCAACCCGCAAAACAAAGGAGAGUUCCUGUCGAUCUCCCCAGAAAGAGCCUUCGCUGACUUUCUCUUCGCUCACACUGUCCUCCAUCUUGUCGUGAUGAAUUUCAUUGGUUGAGGCAGUUGUGCACCGAACCAGUACUGACCACCUCGCAAGCUCAAGAGGACUCGCCUUCAAGAUGUACAGCUUCUUUGGUUUUUUGCGCCACAGAUUUGGAGUUGGAUCACACUAUCGAUGAAGAAUGUGUUGCAUCCUGUCAGUUUUGAUGCAGUUUUCUUACUAAUCAUAGAUCUCAAAAGUUUUUUUUUUUUUUUUAAAUGUUUAAAUUUGUUAGUCAUUCCUUUUGCACUCAAAUAAAAAA
Molecule: messenger RNA, 678 nt
Organism: Thalassophryne amazonica
Lineage: Eukaryota; Metazoa; Chordata; Actinopteri; Batrachoidiformes; Batrachoididae
Gene: dad1
Product: defender against cell death 1
Exons: 3
Coding region: 93-434 (113 amino acids)
Biological process (GO): protein N-linked glycosylation
Cellular component (GO): oligosaccharyltransferase complex; membrane
Source: RefSeq, a predicted model, not a curated record